CCUGGAUCGACGGGAUUUCCAAUGUCAAAUUCAUGUCAUCAUAAGAUCCGUAUCAUGACGGUCACUGUUUUCAACCUCGCCAUCUGAUCAUUAUGCCUCGAUUUCCAAUGGGAACAGGUGUGGAAGCAGAGGCGGACGGUCCGUCCAAACAGGCCGAAUCAGAGAAUACGUCCCUCCCGGUCGUCACCAAAGUGAAGAACCGUCGCAAGCGCUAUCUCGACUUGCAUCCGGAGUAUUUCUCUGCUGAUCUUGAGCUAGCUGACCCGCUCCUCUACGAUCGCCUGAUCCGUCGAUUCCAGACCCCCGCUGAACGGGAGGCGGAAGGGCGGGCCAAGGGAUUCUCUGGUAUUCUACAGGCCGAUCUGUGUCGGUCAGAGGCCAAAUUCGAUGCGCUGUCCCAUCCGGAUCCCCACGCCAUGAUGAGCUACACUCGGGGACCCCAUGGGGAGAUCCUUGCCGAAGACCGGGACGAAAUACCCGGUAGUAAGGAAGAGGGCGAGAAGGCAUGGCGCUGGGAGAUGACUAUGCGGUUUUUGAGGGGGGAAGAUGAUGAUUUCGAUUACACGGUGGUUGAUGAGAAUGACGAAUAUGACGACUGGAGCGAUGUGCAGGACCGAUACUUUGACGACGAAGAGCCGGAGUGGGCAGUCGAAGGUGGUGAGGCAGACGUCAGGUCUCGAUUACAAGGAGAGACCGGUAUACAGGACUUUUGAACUGGUGGCAGGUCCGCCAGAACUCGCUACGCAGGGUCAUCUUGAUGUCGUGGCACUCAACUCGUUUACGCAUGUUAUUUUGAGAGUCGUCUCCAGAGGUGUCUUUCGCGAGGCUCGAACAUGAGACUGAAAUCGUCAUUCAAGCAGGUGGGCAUAAUACCACUGGAAAUGCCAAGUCAUAUCGCCGACAUAGCUCGGGGAAUUGUCGGGCGAUUCGACAAGUCUAAUCAACCGCCGACCUAUCAUUUGGACAGGUUCAGAGCCACCGGAAAAGUAUAGAUACGGCUAUCUUGAGGUAAUUUCACUGCCAUCUAGCACGCUGGAGGCUAUUUAGUGGGCAUGCAUUGAGGGCCCAGUAUGUCUACGGAGACAUGGGGGCACACCCAAAUAUGAACUGGACUAAAUUCACUUCUAUGUCUUAUUGCAUUGUACGAAAGAGGGGGGCUUGAUUCAGUUAGCUCGAAAUUUGAAGAACAAGGCAGCUUUAGAAGCAUUACUGUGGAAUAUCCAUGAAUUAUUUCCCAAUGGACAGCCUCUCCAGCAAAA
This is a messenger RNA of Aspergillus candidus, 1259 nucleotides long. RefSeq lists its product as uncharacterized. Lineage: Eukaryota; Fungi; Ascomycota; Eurotiomycetes; Eurotiales; Aspergillaceae. The record is from RefSeq and is a predicted model, not a curated record. Bases 93 to 713 code for a protein of 206 amino acids. The transcript is spliced from 2 exons.